CUGAUGUGGCCGACGAACAACUCUGCUGUUCUCAAGAUGAUCAAGACGUUGGAGGGACGCACGGAGAGUAAGGUGCAGGAUGUCCAGGGAUGGGUGAGUGACGUUCAAAUUGAGCGGGGCAAGACAUGCCAUUUGCGUUUCAGUAGCCUCACAUCCCUCCCACACCUUCCUAAAACUUUGGCCUCCACCCCGGCCACCACCCCCUAACGUCGUCGUGCGAAGAGUACAUACACGCAAAACCCCUCCGAAGCCAGGGAAAAAGAUUCCUUAACGCAGGCGUACAGGCUGGAGGACGCAUUUGCAGAAAGUUCCUGUGCGAUUUCCUGCACGAUCGCGUGCCAACGCCCACGCCUGACCAAUGCACCAAAACGAAGCUCAGGUACAGCAGGAGCCCAUUGUGGUUUUCUCAGAAGAUGAAGACGGCGAAUGGGAGUCCGCAGACGACGAAGUCGCUUCCGACCGUGCCGACGUCCCCACAAUACGAUCUCGCCACCAGUCGCCGAUACUUUCGGUUUCCCAGUCGAGACACGUCAAGAGGAGGGUGAGGCGGAAAGAAAACAGGCAGCUGCGGGCGGUGGGCAUAUUGGCGAGACCUCUGAUCGAUGAGCCACCGGCAGGUGGAGUACAGUUACCACCCGCGCGUAACGUGCAGGCUCCCCAAGCCGCACGGAAUCCGGACGCUAUGGACAUAGUGGAGAACUCGACGGUGGAAUCUGCCGGCUUUGGAAGCCUCCCCACAAUCGAUACUUCGCACGAUCCGUCCCUAUUGACGGCGCCACCAACCUCGAACCCACUCUUACGAUACAACGGAGCGGUAACUGUCACGGUAUCAUCCGCCGUAACAAGGGACGAGGUGAUAAUCAUCGAUGAAACGACGCCGAUAUCAGAAAGCCGGGCAUUGACGACUCGCAUCAGUGACACCCGAGCAGUAGUGAAUACGCAGCAAAGGAAGCUCAACGAACCAGCAACGGCCAUGGUAUCAUCUGCAGUGGAAAGUCAAUCGAUGAUGAUCAUCGAUGGCGCGAAACCUGCACCAAAUAGCCUGGCGAACAAGAAAUCAACAAAAAAGAAGGUGAAAGCUUCCGUAAUUUCCAGGAGAAUGGCGAAACUAGCGAAAUUGAAAGUGAGGUUCAAGGACAACACCGCCCAGAGGCAGUUCGAAUACGGAAGCCGCCAGGAGGCAGACGAGAAUGGGGUCGUCAACAAGCUCGAAAAGCCAAUCGUGUGCUAUUCAGACGGCGGCUACCGAAAAAUCCGCUGGCCCGUCCCAGGCUAUCGCAACACCAUCCUUCACCUCGCAGGGGCAGGAGUGUUCUUUCCGAACCAGGAGCGAAACCACGUCUCACAAGUCGUGAAAGGUGUGAGCUCCGCGGAUGCUGAGUUCUCGGCGACACUGAUCGCUUUGCAAAAGAUUGGCCCCGGGAUCGAUGCGGAGGUUCGCACUGAUAGCCAAGCCGUCAUCAAUGCCGUCAAUUCGAUUCACGCCGAAGGGUCAGCCAAAGUCUUCUUGGAACUCUCCAGCGCAGAACGAGAGGCGAGGCGUCUCGGGAAGCAAGAACCGGCUCUUACGCUGUACAAAGUCAUCAGAGACCGGAAGGCUGCGACGAGACUCACGUGGGUAAAGGGGCAUGCGCAGAUGAAGGGAAACACCGAAGCGGACGAGUUGGCGACGGCGGCUAUGGUCAGCUUUAUGGAAUAUAUUCUGGAGGAUCCAAAUAGAAUAUGUUAUGCGGACGACAUUUUGUGCGAGCCGAUGGUUUAAGUGGGUGCGAAGGAGAACUGGAGAGAUCGACGUGAGUGGACGCUCACACCAACGAAUUUUCGCUACGCAGGAAGAGAAGCUGGAGAGCGACGUUUGUGCUAUGGAUUUUUGUUUGCGAACAUUUUUGUGUGUAUAAAUGAUUGCCCGCUCUAUUGUAAAUAAUACGUCAAACACAGCACAUUGUAGAGUUGGU
Messenger RNA from Fimicolochytrium jonesii, 1955 nucleotides. RefSeq names its product RNase H-domain-containing protein. Gene Ontology annotation, molecular function: nucleic acid binding; RNA-DNA hybrid ribonuclease activity. The record is from RefSeq and is a predicted model, not a curated record. Lineage: Eukaryota; Fungi; Chytridiomycota; Chytridiomycetes; Spizellomycetales; Powellomycetaceae. The transcript has a single exon. Bases 359 to 1762 code for a protein of 467 amino acids.